AUGGCGGCGCGCGGCGUGGGGCUGUUGACCCGCUUGCCACUGUGUGUCCAGAGGAGAAGUGGAGUCCAGCGUCCUGGUUUCAGGCUUCUCAGUUGCCCAGGAACUGUGGCCGAAGACCUCAGGAGAGAAGAGCCGCUUUCGGGGAGCGCGGAGACAGGUGAUGGCGCCGUGGCCUCGGUUCACUCUGUUGCCCGGUCCCACGGCGGGCGAGGGAAGGGGGAAGAGGCAGGGGCUGCGGGCGAGCGUGUGGCUUGUGGAAACGGCCGUGGAACCCUUGGCAAGAGGGUAGAUGAUCAGCUGAACACUCUGCUGAAGGAAUCCGAGCUGACAGAGGAGAACACUAGGCUCCGAUAUCUCACCUGCUCUCUUAUCGAAGAUAUAGCAGCUGCGUAUUUUCCGGACUGUAUAGUCAGACCCUUUGGCUCUUCAGUGAACACUUUUGGGAAAUUAGGAUGUGAUUUGGACAUGUUUUUGGAUCUAGAUGAAAUUGGAAAACUCAGCACUCACAAGUCCUCAGGAAAUUUUCUGAUGGAAUUUCAAGUGAAAAAUGUUCCUUCAGAAAGAAUUGCAACUCAGAAGAUCCUGUCUGUGAUAGGAGAAUGCCUUGACCACUUUGGCCCUGGUUGUGUGAGUGUACAAAAAAUACUAAAUGCUCGCUGUCCACUUGUGAGGUUCUCACACCAGCCCUCUGGAUUUCAGUGUGACCUGACUACUAACAACAGGAUUGCCUUGAAAAGUUCUGAACUCCUUUAUAUAUAUGGUGCCCUGGACUCAAGAGUCAGAGCCUUAGUGUUUAGCAUACGAUGUUGGGCUCGAGCACAUUCAUUAACGAGUAGUAUUCCUGGUGCGUGGAUUACAAAUUUCUCCCUUACAAUGAUGGUCAUCUUUUUUCUCCAGAGAAGAUCACCCCCUAUUCUUCCAACACUAGAUUUGCUAAAAACCCUAGCAGUCUUAUGA
Propithecus coquereli (Coquerel's sifaka) is the source of this 957-nucleotide messenger RNA. RefSeq names its product mitochondrial poly(A) polymerase (gene MTPAP). Bases 1 to 957 code for a protein of 318 amino acids. Gene Ontology annotation, molecular function: poly(A) RNA polymerase activity. The record is from RefSeq and is a predicted model, not a curated record. Lineage: Eukaryota; Metazoa; Chordata; Mammalia; Primates; Indriidae. Gene Ontology annotation, cellular component: mitochondrion. The transcript has 5 exons.